Molecule: messenger RNA, 4528 nt
Organism: Ahaetulla prasina
Lineage: Eukaryota; Metazoa; Chordata; Lepidosauria; Squamata; Colubridae
Gene: VPS35L
Product: VPS35 endosomal protein sorting factor like
Exons: 31
Coding region: 41-2929 (962 amino acids)
Biological process (GO): endocytic recycling
Cellular component (GO): endosome
Source: RefSeq, a predicted model, not a curated record
GGCGGCGCUCGCGGGCGGGGAGUCACGUGAAGGACCCAAGAUGGCUGCCUUUCCUUGGCAUGCAAGAGUACGAAACUAUGGGCGUGAAUUGGAAUCAUACAGACUGGAAGCUGUGUCUGUGGAAUUUGGUGAUUUCCAUCCACUGAAACCCAUUAUGGUUACUGAAUCGAAGACAAAAAAAUUGGGUCGUAAAGGAAGCACAUCCUCUACAUCAUCUUCAUCCUCUAGUUCAAUGCUGGAUCCACUCAGCAGCGUUCUGGAUGGCACAGAUCCUUUAUCUUUGUUCGCAGCUACUGCAGAUCCAUUGCUGAGCGUGACAACGGAUAAUGCCAGGAAGAAGCGUGAUAAAGAUGAGAGUUUGUCUGUGGGAAAUGACUUUGAACCUUGGUCAAGCAAGCGUGGUGAAAUUCUGGCUCGCUACACAACAAAUGAGAAGCUGUCCAUAAAUUUAUACAUGGGAUCUGAAAAAGGAAAAGCCUCAACUCCUGGAUCCACCGUUUCGGAGAAAGUACGAACCAGACUAGAAGAAUUGGAUGAUCUCGAAGAGGGUUCCCAGAAAGAAUUGCUAAACUUAACCCAGCAAGACUACACUAACCGGAUUGAAGAACUCAACCAAUCCUUGAAGGAUGCGUGGGCCUCCGAUCAGAAAGUCAAAGCCCUUAAGAUUGUUAUCCAGUGUUCUAAACUUCUUUCAGAUACAACCGUGAUUCAGUUUUAUCCCAGUAAAUUUGUCUUAAUAACAGACAUUCUUGAUACCUUUGGAAAGUUGGUGUAUGAAAGGAUUUUUUCUAUGUGUACUGAUCAUUGCACUCCAUUGCCAGAUAAUUUUACUCCUGAGAGUGUGAAUGAUAUCGCCAAAGAAACCUGCUUAAACUGGUUUUUCAAGAUUGCGUCCAUCCGAGAACUCAUCCCAAGAUUUUAUGUGGAGACAUCGAUACUGAAGUGCAACAAAUUUCUUUCCAAAACGGGAAUUUCAGAAGGUCUCCCCCGACUGACUUCCAUGAUCCGAGGAAUUGGUGAUCCUUUGGUGGCGGUCUAUGCUAGAGCAUAUCUCUGCAGGGUUGGGAUGGAAGUAGCUCCACACCUGAAGGACAACCUCAACAAGAACUUUUUUGACUUCCUUCUAACCUUUAAGCAAGUUCACGGGGAUACAGUCCAGAACCAACUGGUGGCCCAGUGUGUGGAGAUCCCGUCGUAUCUAACACUUUAUUCUCCGGCAAUUGAUUGGAUUCUACAAUGCAUCGCUUACCGAGCUGCGGAGGCCUUGUUGACAGAGAUGAUGGAGAGAUGCAGGAAGUUAGGCAACAACGCCUUGCUCUUGAAUUCCGUCAUGUCUGCCUUCAGAGCUGAAUUUAUUGCUGCAAGGGCGAUGGAUUUUAUCGGCAUGAUCAAAGAGUGUGAUGAAUCGGGGUUCCCCAAGCAUCUUCUCUUCUGCUCCCUGGGACAAAACUUAGCCUUAGCUGACCCACCAGAAAGUGACCGUCUUCAAAUCUUAAAUGAAGCCUGGAAAGUCAUUACCAAGUUAAAGAGUCCACAGGAUUAUAUCAAUUGUGCAGAAAUCUGGAUGGAAUAUACUUCUAGGCAUUUUACGAAGCGUGAAGUCAAUACCAUUUUAGCUGAUGUCAUUAAACAUAUGACUCCAGAUCGGGCUUUUGAAGAGGCCUAUCCUCAGCUUCAGUCAAUCAUUCAGAAGGUCAUCGCCUAUCUCCAUGACUUCUCCGUUCUCUUUUCAUUGGAGAAAUUCUUGCCAUUCCUGGAUAUGUUUCAGAAAGAGACCGUGAGAGUCGAGGUCUGUAAAUGCAUCAUGCAAGCUUUCAUUAAGCACCAACAGGAAUCCACCAAGGAUCCCGUCAUUCUCAAUGCCCUGCUGCAUGUAUGCAAAACGAUGCACGAUUCGGUAAACGCGUUGACCCUGGAAGAUGAAAAGCGGACGCUGGCAUCCUUGAUCAAUGGAUUUGUAAGAAUGGUAUCGUUUGGCCGGGAUUUUGAGCAGCAACUGAAUUUUUACGUGGAAGCCAGAUCCAUGUUUUGCAACUUGGAACCUGUGUUGGUCCAGCUCAUCCAUAGCGUGAAUCAGUUGGCGAUGGAAACAAGAAAAGUAAUGAAAGGGAAUCAUUCCAGAAAAACAGCGGCAUUUGUCAGGGCUUGUGUUGCCUUCUGCUUCAUAACGAUCCCAUCGCUGACCGGCAUUUUUACCCGUCUCAAUUUGUACCUGCACUCUGGACAAGUUGCUUUGGCUAACCAGUGCCUUUCACAAGCGGACGCCUUUUUCAGAGCGGCAAUCAGUCUGGUUCCCGAGGUACCCAAGAUGAUCAACAUAGAUGGGAAGCUGCGGCCUUCGGAAGCCUACCUCUUGGAAUUCCUCUGCAACUUCUUUUCAACUUUGCUAAUCGUUCCUGACCAUCCUGAACAAGGUGUGCUGUUUCUCAUACGGGGGCUGCUCAACGUUAUCCAGGAUUACACUUGGGAGGACAACAGUGAUGACAAAGUCAAAAUCUACACCAAUGUGGUGCAUCUUCUCUCGGCAAUGAGCCAGGAGACCUACCUCUAUCACAUAGACAAAGUCGAAUCGAACGAUACCUUGUAUGGCGGAGACACUAAGUUUUUGGCAGAAACGAGCAGAUUGUGCGAAACGGUGAUAAGCCAAAUCUUGGAGCAUUUGAAGAACCUUGGAAAAGAUGAGACUCUGAAGCGUCAAAGUCACCUGGCCCUCUGCUUCUUCAAUAGCCUCUUGGCACACGGCGAUCUGCGGAACAACAAACUCAACCAGUUGGCCGUCAACCUGUGGAACCUGGCUCAGAAACAUGGCUUUGCGGACACCAAAACCACGGUCAAAACCUUGGAAUACAUCAAGCUGCAGAGUAAACACCCUGAAUUCAGCCACUUUUCAGAGCUGACACUACGACUCCCUUUGCAGUCAAGAACUUAAAAACGGCUGUCGAAUUGGGCAAUUACAUCCCUGGAAAGGUAGUGCUCCAAGCCCUUUAAACUCCCAAGCUGCCUCAUAGGGUGCGAUCAGAGUUUGAUAUCUUUUCCCUUUAAAAGGUCCCUUGGCACAAGAUAAGAUUUGGUUGGAGAAGAAAAAAGAUCAAUUUUUCCCGGGCGAUGCAGUCAUUUUUGUAAAAAAACAAAACCAAAAAAACCCAAAACCCCACCAGGUCCUGUUUCCCCACUAUGCAGCUGUUCAUCAUUAAACGUUGACUUUCAUGUUAAUGUUGGGUCAGUGAAAUAUUAUCUUAAUCAUCGCGGAGUGAAAAAAAUAACUUUUAAAUCCAAAUUUGGCGGACUUGCAAAGGAAAGAUAGAUGAUGGUUUGGGUUGGCAAUGCGAAAGAGAAAAAGCGGUGCUUACUAGCUUUAGGAAAGGGAUAAGCUAGAAUUAUUUGAUGUCUUUAAAGUAUAUGCUUCGAAACCAUCUAGCCAAGAAAGCACAAUUGAGAAAAUGUCAACAUUUGGGAAAGCCCCUGCAAAGUAUCCCAAAUGUUACAUUUAGUUUAAUGAAAAGAAGGACUAGGGGAGACAGGAUAGCAGCAUUCCAAUACUUGAGGGGCUGCCACAAAGAAGAGGGAGUCAAACUGUUCUCCAAAGCACCUGAGGGCAGGACAAGUAAUAGAUAGAAACUAAUCAACAAGAUAACCAACCUAAAAUUUCCUGACAGUUGGAACAAUUGAUCAAAUACCUUGCCUCCAGAAGUUGUGGUUGCUCCAUCACUGGAGGCUUUUAAGAAGAGAUUGGACAACCAUUUGUCUGAAAUAGUAUUGUCAGCCUCCACUCCAAUCCUCACAUCCUUUUGUACUCUUUAUAUUCAGUAGUUAGAUUGCAUGGGAUUUUUAUGUGUAAUGUAAAUAGCUCAUGAAUUCAGUUUAAGUAGAGAGGGCCCUUUAAGAGUGUCAUCUGACAUGAGAUAAAGGGGAGGGGAGAUGAUUUACAGCCAGAGAUAUGGAACGUUAGCCAUAUUUUGUCUCAGAUUCAACUUUAUACUGCUGCAGUCAUGAUGUAUUUAGUAAAAGUACUUUUCUUUAUUUGCAAAUGAAGUCAAGGUGUAUUCUUUCCUAAAUAUAAUCAGAGGCAGUCUGACAGGUAUAAGAUUUCCUGCUUGGGCAGGGGGGUUGGACUAGAAGACCGCUUAGGUCCCUUCCAACUCUUCUGUUAUUCUGUUAAGUAGUGGAAAUGAUUGUGUUUGCAGCACAGACCAGUUAAUUCACAAUGCAUUUUUUUUAAAAAAAAUCUCUUUAAGGAUAGAAGGCAUUUAUAUUCAAUAUUAAUCUUCGUAAGCAGUCCUUAACUGAUUAUUUUAUGUAAUCGAGAUGCCUGGCUUCUAUGAUGCACUCUUCAUCUGCUUUUUAAUUUAUAAUUGCCAGGGAGUGAAUGAAGAGGUUGCCUUUAAAUUGCUAGAUGAUGUAAUCCUUUGAGAACAGGGGAGCAGCAUUUUAGGGGGAAAAAAAAAACCCAGCAUGUUGGUCCAGGGCUGCCAUGCGAAGCAAAAAUGAAGAAUUCCAAACUGCAGAAGUUGGCAUUCAAAAUAAGCAG